UGACGGGAAAUGUAAAAAUGUCUGUGAUACUUCCUUUAGGUUGGGUCAGUGAGGAUAUUGUAUUCCUUUUAUCAAUGGAAAAUUUAUCAAUCGAAGUUGUCGUAAGGUUGUCGAAACAAAUUAAUAGCAGCUAUUACAAAUUAAAGCAUACUUUUUCAAGUAAUUUUGCAACAAAAAUGAUAAAUUUUCCAACAAGCGCAAAAUUUAAUCCUGUCUUAAAAUAAAAGUGGGAAAAUAUGCAGAAAUGCAGUCCAGUUCACAAUCGGUCAGUAGCGUUGCUAUUAACAGGAGGCUCCGUUUCGUCUUCAGGGGUCAUUUAUAAAUUUAUAUUAAGUUUACAGACAGUGGCUUUUUACAAAAGUUCUGGAGCAUUUAUAUCAUAUACCAAAAAACUUGAAAGCUAAGAAUACAUUGUAUGUGCAGUGCCAGAGAUUUUUCAGAAUAUCCAUGAUUUGAAUGCUUAAUUUAUUGAUAACACCUACAGCAGUAGCCAUGGUGAUAUGGCCGAAUUUAACCCUCGGGUGAUGGUCGGUCAAGUUCGGAAAAACAAAUAAUUAAAUAAUUAGUACUCUUACAACUCAGGCGUUGCAUGAGCUGCUGUCGAUAUCGAGUAAUUUUUUUGUAGCAGAGGUUUUUCUUACGUUUUCGCAACCAUCUAUCUCGAAAUUUGAAAAUGAUCAAGGAAGAGACAGAUGACUACAUAAUUCGAGCGAGGGGUCUGCCAUGGUCUGCUACGAAACAAGAUAUCGAAAAGUUUUUCUCUGGCUCCGAGAUUACUGGAGGCGCUGAAAACGGUAUUCACUUUACUUAUUCACACGACGGCCGUCCUAGUGGGGAGUGUUUUGUUGAGUUCACUUCUCCGGGUGACUAUGAAAGGGCUCUUGCAAAGAACAAGGAACACAUGGGAAAGAGAUAUGUUGAGGUGUUUGAAGCAAAACGAAAUGAGAUGGAGUGGGCUUGUAAACGAGAACAAGGAAACAUGGACGAUCAUGACAACAGAGUCGUUCGACUCAGAGGUUUACCAUACGGAUGCUCCAAAGAGGAGGUGGCUAAUUUUUUCAAAGGAUUGGAGAUAGCACCCAAUGGGAUAACGAUUGCCUUAGAUGAAGAAGGGAAGAUCACGGGGGAUGCUUAUGUGGAGUUUGCAUCUGCGGACAUUGCUAGUCAAGCGAUGAACAAACACAAGGAAAAGAUUGGGCACAGGUAUAUUGAGAUCUUUCACAGCACAAUUCAGGAGGCUCGUUCUGCCAUGAUGCCCAGGCCGCGGCCUUUAAUGGCUGCCCGAUUUGGACCAUAUGAUCGAAAAGGCUUUGGAGGAGGUGGUCCUGGGUUUGGGGGUCGUGCUAGUGGUUUUGAAAGAAGGUAUCGUGGUGGGGGAAGAGGAGGAUAUAGUGGAAUGCGAAGUGGUAGAGAUGAUUCUGGAGGGUUUGGGAGGAGUAGUGGUGGGUUUGGGUCUAGUAGUGGUUCAGGGGGAGGAUUAUCCAAAAGUACAACUGGCCACUGUAUUCACAUGAGAGGUUUGCCAUUCUCAGCGACAGAAAAUGAUGUGAAGCAAUGGUUUAUGCCUUUGAAUCCUGUAAAUGUGAGGAUGGAGUUUGAAAUUAGUGGCUCUGGUCAAAGGAGGUCACGCGGAGAGGCUGAUGUAGAUUUUGCUACAGAAGCUGAUGCUAAAGCUGCAAUGGCUAAAGACAAACAGAAUAUGGGACAUCGUUAUAUUGAGUUGUUCUUAAGAUCUGAAUUUAAUGGUGGGACUAGUGGUGGUGGUGACUGGAGCACUGGAGACCAGCCUUUCUUCUCAGGCAAUGGGAUGAAUUUUUCAAAUCAUAGUGGAGUGUUUGGCAACAAUGGAAAUUCGUCAGCUGGAGGGUUCAACCCUACACCUGGUGCUGGUGGUUACAAUAGUGGUGGGUAUGGUGGAUCUUCUAAUAACUAUGGUGGCUCAAAUACCAGCUAUGGUGGAGGGUACGGUGGUUCACAAAGCAGUGGAAUGGUGGGCAACACAGGAUUUUUUGGGAUCACAGGUGGUCAGCAAGGUGGGCAGAGUGCAGCAAUGAUGGGUUCUGGCAUGUUUGGUGGUCAACAGGGGGGGAUAAAUAGCCAAACUGCAGGUGCUUAUAAUGCAGGAGGUGCAUCUGCAGGAGCAUUCUCUUCCACUGCAUCUGGUGCAUUUAACUCAUCAUCUAACUACUAUGGACAAAAUACCAAGACUGGGAUGGUCUCUUAUCCUUCUCAAUAUUAAUUAUGAAAAACCAUGUUGUAAAUAACUUUAAAUCGUGUUUGUAUUUACUUUUGAAAUAUACUUUCUUUGAUGAUUUGCAAAA
This is a messenger RNA of Xenia sp. Carnegie-2017, 2321 nucleotides long. Its product is annotated as heterogeneous nuclear ribonucleoprotein H3-like. The record is from RefSeq and is a predicted model, not a curated record. Gene Ontology annotation, biological process: regulation of RNA splicing. The transcript is spliced from 9 exons. Gene Ontology annotation, cellular component: ribonucleoprotein complex; nucleoplasm. Bases 674 to 2239 code for a protein of 521 amino acids. Gene Ontology annotation, molecular function: RNA binding. NCBI's taxonomy places the organism in Eukaryota, Metazoa, Cnidaria, Anthozoa, Malacalcyonacea, Xeniidae.